GUACUUUCGCUUCACGGUUUUUCUGUUUCUCCCUCACGCAUAACAUUCUUUAUAUACCAUUCUUGCCUGUUUGUUUUUUACUGUAAUUCCAAACCCAAAUCAUUUUAAUCUUAACGGUCGAUGCUUCCUUUCCCUCUGUUGAAAUGUCGAACACCGUGAAACGAUGCUUGAGGAUCAGCUAUGUGGUCCUUACCUUCUGCUCCGCACUCUUUUUCGGUGCUCUCAAAGGUUUAUCGGUGGGUCCUGUUGCCAGCCUUAUUCUGAUACUUGGUAACGCUGGGGUAAUGGUGGGGCUCUUCCCUGCUCAUGUUUACUGGACUGUCUAUACCAUCAUUAAGACUAAUCGGUUUGAUAUACCGCUCAAAAUUGCUUUCCUAUUCGCUUUGCCGGCAUUGUUUGGCAUUUGGUUGGGUAUUGCAAUUGCUGGGAGUUUUAUCGUUGGAGUUGGCUAUGGAUUCUUCACACCUUGGGUAUGUACUUUUGAAGCUUUCAGACAAGAUACUAAACUGAAGAAGUUCAUCCAUUGUAUUAUGGAUGGAACCUGGGAAACAAUAAAAGGGAGUUGUGCUGUGGUCCGUGAUUUUGCCGAUCUCUGUUACCAUUCGUACCCUGUUUACUUGAAGGAGUUACGAGAAUCCAAUUCAAGUUCUGAUGAACCUCAAACUCUGAGGUUGAUACAUGUACCAGCGUGUAUCAUUGUGGGGUUGAUGGGGCUAAUAGUGGAAAUCCCUCUAUAUACUGCCAUUGCAGUAUUAAAAAGUCCAUGCAUGCUUUUCAAGGGCUGGCAUCGCUUGCUACAUGAUCUAGUGACCCGAGAAGGUCCAUUCUUUGAAAUAGCCUGUAUCCCAAUUGCCGGGUUGACAAUCAUUCUGUGGCCACUAGUUGUCAUCGGGAGCAUACUGUUGGCUAUUUUCUCGAGCAUUUUCAUUGGGAUUUAUGGAUCUGCUAUAGUGUUUCAGGAGAGAUCUUUCCGGAGAGGUAUGUCUUCCAUAAUUGCCAUGGUUGCAGAGUUUGAUGAGUACACAAAUGACUGGCUUUACCUAAGAGAGGGGUCCAUCCUUCCAAAGCCCCAGUACCGAAAGAAGGGGGUAUCUCACUCAACAGAUUUUUCUCUUGAAGAAAGUCAUGAGGCAAAAGGCAAGUUCAGCUCUGUUUAUGACGAAGCACCUGCAAUACAUGUGUCAAGGUUAAGUCCCUCAAGCUCUGUCAAAGAGACGAUACAAGAAGUGAAAAUGGUGCAGGUAUGGGGCCAAAUGAUUAAGACUUUUGAAAUCAGGGGUAAGGAAUUGUUGGACGCCAAUGCCAUAACCACGGCUGACCUUGAUCAGUGGUUGAAGACAGAAGACAACGAUGAAGCACCCAUAGUUGGCAUUGGUUUGGCUUCUUAUUCAUUCUUUCAUUUUCUCCUCGACUCUAUCAAAUCUGGAGCAGGUGGCUUACUAUUGUAUGAUAGAGUUGAAGUCACGCAUAUGAAUCGACCGCAGGACCUGUUGUUGGACUGGUUCUACCAUCCUUUCAUGGUCUUAAAGGACCAGAUCAACGUCAUAAAUAUGGAAGAGAGUGAGGUGAGAUUUUUGGAGAAGGUUUUGCUCUUUGGUUUUGGUACUCAACGCAUGAAAGCUUGGGAAAAUGAUUGUGUGGUUCCUCAAGAUGCUCUCAGAGCAGCUCAAAUUCAAGGCAUCAGCCGCAGAUUGACAGGAAUUACAAAGGGUAUAUCAAAAUUCCCAACUUACAGAAGGAAAUUUCACCAUGUAGUUAAGACUCUAAUGACAUAUUCUCUUGGGGAAGGCACUUCUGGAUCCGCCAACUUGAUCAAAUUAGCUGGUUCCAUUGAUCUUGUCUAGACCAAAAAAAGCUCAUUAUCCUGUUCUUUUUGUACCAAUUCUUACUUUAUGUGUUGCUAAGUUCAAUGAAACGACUGAAAGAUCAAGUUCUUGCAGUUUGGGUUCCAACGGAUGUUAGGUGUACUACUCUGCACUGUAUUUGUUUGGAUGAAAAUUGAAAACAAAAGGAGUCAUAACUAUAGCAACUGUGGCUGGGGAGGAAUCAUAUCACAUUGAAGCUCCUUGUGCUAUUAGAUCAGUAAGACUUAAUUACAUAAAUUUGGACUCUCUUUCAAUUCAUGGCUGCAGUACAACUCA
Telopea speciosissima is the source of this 2141-nucleotide messenger RNA. RefSeq lists its product as uncharacterized. Lineage: Eukaryota; Viridiplantae; Streptophyta; Magnoliopsida; Proteales; Proteaceae. Bases 144 to 1844 code for a protein of 566 amino acids. The record is from RefSeq and is a predicted model, not a curated record. The transcript is spliced from 9 exons.